AUGUUGUACUCUCUUGACGAGAAAUUAGGUUUGCAUGGACAAGGCACGCGUGUUUUUGCCGUCGAGGGCGCACAGGAUAAAAAAAAUCUUGUAAUAAAAGACUGUUGGGAUCCAUCCAAGACGGUGAGCGACCACGUAAUACACAAGAAACUUCAAGAUCCUGCAUGGGACUCUCUUCUUGUUCUCUCACCCAAUGGCGAGUGGGUUUUCACCAGCGAGGAAGAUCCUGGUGAUCGUUCAGAUAUAGAGUGCGCUCAGAGGCUGGAUGGAAUGUAUUGUCACGUUGGCAGUCGCUGUUGGGACGAUACCAAGUUCCUCCCAGGAAUAACCAUCAUGAAAGACCAUAUGUAUCCUUCCCUCGGCCUGUUCUCCGAAUUUCCAGUUCCCCAGUCAGUUGCUUCCAUAUGUGCUUCUAUGCUAUCAUCGCAGGCCCUGGCCACGGUUCUCGACGAAUUCCAAGGAAAAUUUCGACUUGAGGAAAGAUAUCGAUCCCGCACGUCUUUUACUACCUGUGGUGUCGACAUCUUGUGGUUCGGAACUGCAUGCGAAAUUUUCCAUGGCAUCAUAGGUGCCGUAGUCGGUCAUCGUAACACUUAUAAACGCCGCAAGGUUUUGCAUCGCAAUGUUAGCGAUGGUAAUACAAUAUUCCUCGUAGAAAUGAUAUCUGCUGAAUCCGCUGUCCCUCCGCGUCCUGAUGGGGCAAAAAAAGAGUGGACUCCUAUGAGAAACGGGGUGGCAUCUGAUUGGGGGUUUGCCACAGACUGUUUGGAACCUGGGGGGGAGGCGUCCUUGCCACGUACCAUAAGUCACUUCCUUAUUUUCGAUCCGAUAUCCAAUACUGAUAUGAUGCAAAGGGGACACUUCCCUUCGAUCGAGUUCUAUCACGAUCUCGAAUCUUAUUUUUGGUUAGCAUACCUCAUUACCUGCAAUUGCGCAGGUCCCUUUAACAUGUGUCGUGACUGGGAUGGAGAAAUCGAGCGUUUUACUGCGCACAAAAACAUUACACCUUUGUUUAUCAAUCACUCAGCUGAGAUCAAG
This is a messenger RNA of Suillus plorans, 1038 nucleotides long. RefSeq lists its product as uncharacterized. The annotation marks the transcript as partial. The transcript is spliced from 3 exons. Lineage: Eukaryota; Fungi; Basidiomycota; Agaricomycetes; Boletales; Suillaceae. The record is from RefSeq and is a predicted model, not a curated record.